GAUGCAAGUACAGAAGUAUACUUCCUGUCUGUACUAUGCAUUGGAAGGGCCUGUAUCCAGGUUCACUUUUAAAAGAGACUUUAGAAAAUCAACAAUGGGCCCUGAACCUUCACUUGCCUACUUGUUUUCCUUGAAAAUGGCUGUUCAUAUGAAGUUUUUCCUUUUAAUUUGUGUAGUAUCCAUCUUCAUUCAAAAGAAGUAUGUCUCUGCUCUCCAAAGUGACCAGGUUUUGGCUUCUCUUCCACGCUCAGAUAGAGAAGCUGAAUUCCUCCAGAAUUUGACCACCACUUUUGAGAUUGUUCUUUGGAAACCUGAUUCGCCCAGCAACAUCAUGAAGAACAGAGAGGUCCAUUUUUAUGUCAACGUGUCUGAUGUCGGUGAUGUGAAAGCUGCACUGAACCGAUCUGCCAUCCAAUACAAAGUCUUGCUGGAAGAUGUUCACAAAAUGAUUGAGCAGCAAACAACCAAUGACACAGUCACUCCCCGUAGCUCAGCAUCAUAUUACGAACAAUAUCAUUCUCUAAACGAAAUAUACUCCUGGAUGGAAGAAAUAACUCUAAGAUAUGAUAAUAUGCUCCGAAAAAUACCCAUUGGAUAUUCCUAUGAGAAACGACCACUUUACAUCUUAAAGCUCUCUAAUGGAGAUAACAUAUCAAAAAAUGCUGUAUGGAUAGAUUGUGGGAUCCAUGCAAGGGAAUGGAUUGCUCCUGCUUUCUGUGUCUGGUUCAUAGGAUAUGCAACCCAGUUCCUACAAAGAGAUCGGACAAUGAGGGGACUUCUACAGCACCUAGAUUUCUAUGUCAUGCCAAUAAUUAACGUGGAUGGCUAUGAGUACACGUGGACCACUAAUCGAAUGUGGAGAAAAAGUCGCUCUCAGCAUGGCAACAACAGGUGCAUUGGUACCGACUUGAACAGGAAUUUUGAUGCAGGCUGGUGUGGCCAAGGUGCAUCUAAUAAUAAUUGUGCGGAGAUAUAUUGUGGACCUUUCCCUGAGUCUGAACCAGAAGUAAAAGCUGUGGCCAAUUUUCUCAAAAAGAACAAGAACCAUAUUAAGGCAUAUAUAUCAAUGCAUUCUUACUCCCAAAUGGUGCUGUUUCCAUAUUCCUAUACCACAAAUAAAAGUAAAGAUCAUGAUGAGCUGAAACGUGUGGCAGAUAAAGUGUCUAAUACUAUUAAGUAUACAUAUCAAAGUCGUUAUCUGUCUGGUUCUGGUGCACAGACAAUCUAUUUAGCUCCAGGAGGCUCAGAUGACUGGGCUUAUGACCUUGGUAUUAAGUAUUCUUUCACUUUCGAACUUCGGGACAAAGGAAAAUAUGGAUUCUUGCUUCCUCCCCGCUUCAUUAAACCGACUUGCUAUGAAGCACUCACUGGAAUCAAAAUCAUAGCUUCACAUGUGAUUCAAAAUAUGUGAAACCCCACAUUCCAUUUAGCUGUUCAUAGUAUAACAUCAGGCACCUUAGAUGGCUAAUAGGAGAGCCUAAUCCAUAUUGCUUGUUCUACUUUCAAUAAAAAUGAAAUUUCUCUGUA
This is a messenger RNA of Hemicordylus capensis (graceful crag lizard), 1527 nucleotides long. RefSeq names its product carboxypeptidase B2 (gene CPB2). Gene Ontology annotation, biological process: fibrinolysis; proteolysis. Gene Ontology annotation, molecular function: zinc ion binding; metallocarboxypeptidase activity. The coding region runs from base 2 to 1411 and encodes 469 amino acids. The record is from RefSeq and is a predicted model, not a curated record. The transcript is spliced from 12 exons. Lineage: Eukaryota; Metazoa; Chordata; Lepidosauria; Squamata; Cordylidae.